AUGGCAGCCCGGGGAAAUGCGCUGCGCGACAAGCAGAUCCUCUCGAUCAAGAAGAUCCUCAACUUGAACGAACCCAUAGAACCAAGCGAGACCGACGAUUCCCAUGUCAAUGGAUUCAUCUCGCCCUCCGCGCCUAUCUUGAAGGAUGGGACGCCCAUUUGGAAGAUCCUAGUUUUCGAUGAUCUGGGUCGCGAUGUUAUUAGCCCGGUACUUCAGGUCUCAGACCUGCGGUCAAUGGGGGUUACGAUGCACAUGCAUAUAUCGUCUCAGAGGGCCGCUAUCCCCGAUGUACCAGCAAUAUACCUGGUCGAGCCAACACCCGCGAACUUGCACGCGAUUACAAACGACCUCCAAAAGGGGUUGUACAGUUCAGCCUAUAUAAAUUUCCUCUCCUCCAUACCGAGACCACUGCUGGAAGAUUUUGCUGCGCAGACGGCUGCGGCCGGGACAUCGGAGCAGAUCUCGCAAAUCUACGAUCAGUAUCUGAACUUCAUCGUCACGGAGCCCGAUCUGUUCAGUCUCGGCAUGCAGAAGGAGCACACCUACUGGGCGCUGAAUAGCGCAAAGACUAAAGACGAGGAACUAGAUCGGGUGAUAGACCGCAUUGUUAGUGGUCUGUUCAGCGUUGUGGUAACUUCAGGAGUGAUACCAAUCAUCCGCUGCCCAAGGGGUGCCGCUGCCGAAAUGAUUGCCGCCAAACUCGACCGCAAGCUUCGCGACCACAUUCUCAACUCCAAAGACAACCUCUUUUCUUCGCAAGCACGACCUGCCGGCUCAGCCGCCGGAACACCGACAUCCAGACCCGUCUUAAUUAUACUUGACCGCAAUGUUGACUUGAUACCCAUGUUGUCCCAUUCCUGGACGUAUCAGAGCCUGUGUUUUGACAUAUUCAAAUCUGAACUGAACCGCAUUACUAUCGAGACCCCAGUUGAUUCCAACAAUCCAGCCAAGGGGACAACCAAGAAGAGUUAUGACCUCGCCGCCAAUGACUUCUUUUGGGCCAAAAAUGCUUGCUUGCCAUUUCCCCAAGUUGCUGAAGACAUCGACGCCGAGCUUACAAAAUACAAGGAGGAGGCGGAAGCCAUCACAAAGAAGACCGGAGUUACCAAUUUUGACGACCUCCAAAACGACACGAGUGCUAGCGCACAACACCUUAAGGCUGCCAUCACACUCCUUCCGGAGCUUCGGGAGCGUAAGGCGACACUAGACAUGCACAUGAAUAUUCUUGCAGCCGUCUUGGGAGAGAUUCAAAACCGGCAGUUGGACAACUAUUUCCAACUGGAGGAGGACGUGGCGAAGCAAACCAAGGCGCAGAUGCUCGAGCUCAUUAAGACGGCAGACAAGGGGCAACCGACAGACAAGUUGCGCCUCUUCAUUAUCUGGUUCCUCAGCACGGAGCAGGAUGUGUCGCGGCAGGAAUGGGUUCAGUUUGAGGAGGCCUUGACGUCGGCAGGGUGCGACAAGACGUGCCUGGCGUACAUUCGACAGGUCCGGGCAACCACGAAAAUGACACAGCUUACCACGGUCAACAACCAAGGGUCAAGCAGCCAGCAACCAUCCGGGUCAUCAGACCUUUUCCAUCGCUUCUCGGCUAUCUCAACCCGUCUCACGGACCGGCUCAAGGAGACCGGAGUUCCGACGAGCGCCCUGUCGUCCAACGUGGCCUCGUUGCUAGGCGGGAUCAAGAAUUUUCUGCCAGUGGACAGGGACCUGACCGUGACCAAGAUCACAGAGUCGAUUAUGGAUCCUUCGAGUGCAAGCUCGUCGGCAAUUGCCAAGACGGAGAACUACCUCUACUUUGACCCGCGGAGCGCCAAUGCGCGCGGGACGAUGCCGCAGCCGUCGCAGCUGCGGGCGGCUGCGGGCGCGGCUUCGGCGCCGGGCGGGCUGCCGGGCUCGGCUCUUGGCGCACAGGCCCCGGGAACAGGGGCGAGCUUCGGGCAGCGGCGACAGGGCUUCUCGGAGGCUUUGGUAUUCAUGGUGGGGGGCGGCUCAAUGGACGAAUACGGGAACUUGCAAGAAUGGGCGGCGCGCGUGGCCGCAGGGGACCGGGCCAAAAGGAGGGUCGUGUACGGGGCUAGCGAGCUGGUGAACGCGAGCCAGUUCAUUCGGGAGGAGCUUAACAAGCUUGGCAGAGAAAUGUCUUGA
Messenger RNA from Canariomyces notabilis, 2148 nucleotides. RefSeq names its product Sec1-like protein. Gene Ontology annotation, biological process: intracellular protein transport; endoplasmic reticulum to Golgi vesicle-mediated transport. Gene Ontology annotation, molecular function: syntaxin binding. The coding region runs from base 1 to 2148 and encodes 715 amino acids. Gene Ontology annotation, cellular component: cytosol; Golgi membrane. Lineage: Eukaryota; Fungi; Ascomycota; Sordariomycetes; Sordariales; Chaetomiaceae. The transcript is spliced from 9 exons. The record is from RefSeq and is a predicted model, not a curated record.